Hydra vulgaris (swiftwater hydra) is the source of this 8427-nucleotide messenger RNA. RefSeq lists its product as uncharacterized. The record is from RefSeq and is a predicted model, not a curated record. Lineage: Eukaryota; Metazoa; Cnidaria; Hydrozoa; Anthoathecata; Hydridae.
CAAUUACCGUCUGCUUGCCCAGCGAAGUUCUUGCUUAUAUAGCGUUCAACAUUAUUAGAUCUCAGCAUGACCUCUGAGAUAAGCGAGUUGUUAACGCCAUUAAUAUACAGAAGAUUAGCACACUAGAAGCUGAAAAAUAAAAUGUCGGCAAUUUUUUGGAAAUGAUUUGCUUUCGAGAUAUUUAAUAUUUAUUUAAGACUUAAAUGCAUUUGUAAUCUUUAAAAUGAAUUGAGCAGCUGAACAAUGGCUUACUUUAUAUUUAUUUUUCUUCAAAUGGUAAUCAUCAUUGGUAUUGAAUGCACAUUUUCUGGAAACUUAAAUAGAAAAUUGCAACCUUAUGAAGGCAGUCGAACUGCAGAAAGUAUUUAUGCGUUUAGGAGAAUCCCUCAAACUUAUGCUUACAACAGUAGGGCCUAUUUAGAGAGUCGUCCAAACCAACAUAUUGUUUAUUUGAGAAGUAGCGCUCCUGUUUAUAAGUCUGAUGAACAAACAAAAAAAAAAGGGAAAAACAUUUAUCAAAAAUCUGUUAGUAAAAGUAGAGAAAAAAUAAAAAGCCACAAAAAAAAAGCCUCAAAAAGUAAGCGAAACCUCGUAUCAAAACACAGUAUAGAGUUUGUCAAAAACUCUACAUUAGAUAGUAAUGCAAAGGAUGACAUUGCGACCGCCAAAAAAGAUUAUGUUAAUAUUAAUGGAAAGUAUUAUUUACGGUCUGCAAAUUCGGAUUUUUUUCCAUUUGAUGGAAACAAACGAAAUUAUCUUAAAAUACGCGAAGACGAUAUCGGAGAUGACAAGAAAACCGGCAUUCGAUUUAUGAAAAACAAACGACCAACAUUAGAAGGAGUUAGUGCAAAGGAAAUAGUUUUUUCCUCUCAAUCUUCAGACGAACACAAACCUAUAGAGAUAUUUGUAACAGAAAAUAUUGUUCCAUCUUACCAUCCUGAUAUAUCUUCAUCUUCGGCAAAAUCAACAUUAAGUUCUGAUAUACCAGAAGCAGUGGCACGUUCUGAGCUUAUUGAUCAAGAAGUAAAAAAAAAAAGAAACCACGAGUAUUUGGAAAAACCUCAAGAUGGUAUAGACAAUCAAGAAGAAUUAAAAUACCAAGGUUUUCAAAUAUCUAAACAUGAUGAAAACUCAGCUUCAUCUUUAGUUGAUACAUUGCAAAAAGAUGAUCAGCAAAAACAUAAUGGUUUUCAACAACCACAAUACUUCCAUUUGUCACAGGUCAGCGAGCCUAAUAAUAUUCUUUUUGAUCAAAAAGACCAUGGAAGUAAAGAGUACAACAACUUUUUGCAUGAACAAAACGACCACGCAGACAAAGAAAAUGACAACUUUUUGCAUGAACAGACAAAUCAGGUGACAAAAGGACACAAUAGCUUGGAAUUAGAAAGUCUUUUGAAUUACAAACAUAUGAACGACGGCAAUCCGUCAACUGAUCAACACAUGAAUGAGGGUGACCCUUUUAUUGACCGACAUUUAAAUGACGAAAAUAGAAUGCACCUAGCGCCUGACAGAGGUUAUUAUAAACAUAAAGAAUUUCUGCCUGAAGAGAGAGAUAACCAUGACCCAGAAAAGCUAAAUGAAAACAAUCCGUCUAAAAUGAUGGACGAAAGAAGCAAUUCAGUUGUUACGGACAAUUCUUUGGUAUUUUCUCCAUCUGUAGAUGAUCACUUUAGUAUGCGAUCUCGCUUCAAAAGUGACGAAGAUGACAGUAAUUCUAACCAGAACUUUGAUUUUAAUCAUGGUGAAGAUACAGCAGAUCAGGAAAGAAAAAACGAAGAAGAAGUUAAUCAUCAAUUUCCAUCUGCUAUAACUGUUACAAAAGCAAUAAUGCAAAGCGCAAAGAUGAUUGAUCACCCUAUAUAUAAUGAUAACCAUUUAAAUAGCCAAAAUUUUAUGCCAGAUGUCUACGAGGCAUUCAGUAGAACUAACAAUGAUCUGAAACAGCGCUACAAAGUGCUUCGGAAAUGGGCAGCUCAAAAGAUUGCACAACAUAACAAAAACAGUAUCAAUGAAGAAGAACUUAAGGAAGAAGUAAAAAAUCUUAAUGAUCUUUCAUCUAUGGUCAGACUUGUAAACAACUUAGAAAAAGAUAUGUUAAAAAUUAUAUUAAAAAGAAAGCGGCGUUUGGGUGAGCGGAUGGGGUACAAGCACGAAAACAUUCCGGGAUCAGAAAGUUCUAAAAAACGUUUUAACAGCCCAUCUGAUGUCCAAGAGUUACUGCAAUAUAUAUAUGACACCUAUAUUGAAAAUCGCACAGCCGAUGAAAUACCUGUUGUCCUUCAAGCAUUUCAAAAAUCGCUUGCUGAUAUCGUUUCUAAAAAGAAUGUUUCAACAAAAGUUGCAUUGCAAGACUACAGCCACAGCUCACCGUAUUUAUCAGACUCCAUCAAAACAAAAACAAACUUUUCAAAGCAAAAUCAAGAGCUAUACGAAAAGUUUACUAAAGAUGAUGAAGAUCAAUCAGAAACAAAUCAGAACACUUUACAUCAGUUUAAUAGCAAAACAAACUCAUCGUCUCCUUUAGUUACAGUAAAGCUUCUUAAGGCUCUAGAUUUAUUUUUAGAUAGUAUCGAAAUUGAGAGAAAAAUUAAACAUUUCCGCGCAAUGGUUGAAGAUUUAGCAAAUGAAAUAAAUGGUUCUGUACUCCUAACUAGUGACAUGAGAGUGUCAUUAGGAAAAAUUAACCAAGAAAUCAACGAGACAUUGAUUCAAUCAGAGUUUUUGAAUAGAGACCAAAAUGACACUAUAAUUGAUAACCAAAACAUGUCAGUUACAGGUGUUGGAAAAUUCCUAUUAUCUGUUCCAAACCAUAAAAAUUUAAGUUUGACAAAAAUAAAAAUAUUUGAGGAGAUGAAUGAAAUAAUGUUGCCUAAAGACUCGGCAUCUAUCCCGGAAAAAAAGAAUAGUGUCAACAGCUUCAUAAAAAUUGACAGUAAAAAAUCCGAAAAUCAGGAAAACAACAAAAAAAAUGAUUUAACAAGAAGUGAAAUGUAUGAUUUAGAUAGCGAAAUGAACAUUGACGAUGACUUGACAUAUGAAAAAAACUGGUACGGUAAAAAUAAAUUUACUAAUUCCCAGCCUUCCAGUAAUAUAACGAACUUAAAUUUAACUCACAUAUACGAGCCAGGAAUGCUUGAUGCUGGAAAAAUAGUUUCAUCAGAAUUUGAGGCAGCUUUAUAUAACAUGGCCGACACUAAUAUUUCUGCAAUAAAUAAAGAAGCCAUGAAAGGGUUAACAUACUAUGCAACGCUUAUUGAAAAGCUACAUAACAAAUCCAUUUCUCCUUCCUUCAACUCUAAUAAAUUAAAUAAUAAACUUUAUUCUAUGGAUAAUAUGACAAAUUUAAACAAAGAAGCUAUGAAAGGUCAUGAUUAUUACGCUAAGCUUGCUGAUAAAUUACAUAACGAAAUUUACAACCAAACAAAAAACUUAACGCACGAUCUUUUAGCUAAAUUAGAGCAUGCUAAUAUUAACAUCAGCGGUCUUAAUGCCGAAGCAAUGAAAGCACACAGCUUUUAUAGCAAUAUGUCUCACAACGAUUCUAAUUUAGACCAAAUUUACAAAUUAUAUUUAGAAGCGCAGACUAUGAAUCAUCGUAAUCAAGAAGCUGUUCAAAGUGAAUGGUUGGAAAUUUUAAACGCGCUUAAUACUCCGACCAUUACCCAUACUGAGGCAGACAAUUUUGAUAUGCAAGUUCAAAAAAUUAUUGACAAAGCUAUUAGUGAAGCUAAAAAUUUAACCGAUGCUGAGCAAAAUUAUCAUAAGAUUCAGAACUUGAACAUUUCGAAAAGUUUAGAGAAAACAAAAGAUAAUCUUAGAAACACAUUAGAAUCGCGUGGUGUUGACCAGGGUGCAAUUAAAAACGUAGACUCCUAUUUAGAUGCAGAAAAUAAGUACAUAGGUCAGCUAUUUUAUGGAGAAGGUGAACGUUUUAAUUCCGAGAACAACUUUACUUUUAUAUCUCGGGAAGGAAGUGAUCAAUAUCAGUUUUUUAAGCAGCCAAAUAAAACUCAUCCUUCAUUGGAACAACCAAAUAAAAGUAUUGUAUCAUUGGAAAAACCAAAUAAAAGUACUACUUCAUUGGAACAAUCAAACACAAAUAUUCCGUUGUUAGAUAAAAAGAACAUUUUCCCUAACGCUAAUAAAAAAGAAGACAUAACUAACAUUGUAGAAGGUCAGUGGGAUAAAAGAAACAUGGACUUUCACGGCGUAAAAGAGAAUCAUCCCGAAGACUUAUUGCAAAUAGCUCAUCUCAAAAGUUUAGUUCAAAAACUACAAGAAGAAAGUUUAAAAGAAGAAGCCAUUGACGAUGCUAGGUUUGCAAAAGAACUCAUACUUUCGAAGAUCAGAAAGAAAAAGAAGAAAAAUAACUAUUUAACGCAUCGAGUUAUUAUUCCAAAACAUUACCAGAAUAUUGAAAACAUUGAAAGCUCAAAAAUUUCGUCUAUUUUAGCUCAUAAAAUCAGCGAAAUAAAACGUAAUCGUAAAUCUCCGUCUUUAGCAGCUACCUUUGGGGGUAGAGUAAUACCUUUGCAAGUAACAGGUGCAAAGAGGAAUAUAGAUCAAUACAAAAGUUAUUCGCAAGCACAAGCAGUGUUAAAGUAUAAUAAAAACACUUUUAUAAAUAAAAGAAACUCAAUUAGAAAUCAAAAACAAAAAAACGAUAAAAAUAACUUAAACAAAAUAAAGAGAUCACAAAUACCACAAAUACCAUUAAAGCAUCGACAUCAUCACAAUAAAAAGUCUCAACUGAAAUGGAGAAGGAAAAAACACAGACGCUCUAAAAAAAACGCACGCUUAAAGGUAUCUCACAGAAAUAAAAAAGAUAUAAUUGUUCACAGCAAAUUAAAAAAAUUAAACCCUAAACAACAAGUUAACACUACUGACGAAGAAGAAACCCCCUCGUUGAAAGAUGUCAUUAUAAAAGAUUCUUUUUUUAGUAAACUCUCUGAAGAACAGCAACAGUUGGUCUGGGAAGCUGUUAAAAAAGAUUGGAAACGACAACACAACCAUGCUAUUACCAAGGAAACAACUAAUAAAUUAAACAAAUUAACAUUACGAGAAGACAUACUUCCAGGGUCUUUGGCAAGUAUCAAAGAAAAAAAUACAUCUCAUUUCUCUAUAAGAAAAAAGCAGUUAAGCAGAAAGCAUUCAAGUUUAAAAAAAGAAAAUUUUUUAAAAAAGAUAGAACUUUCUUCAGAAAAUCUUUUUAACAAAAGUAAUCUUACAGAAUUAAAUACUUUUAAAAAAACUGACAAACUGCUGUUAUCUGACAAAGCGCACAACUUAACAAACAUUUCUUUAAAUGAAACAAACGAAAUUAUAGAUACAUUACCAGAUAGCACUGACAAUGCAACAAAACGAUUGUGUCAACAUUUUUUAUAUCCAAACGAUGUUAAUUUUAUGAAGUAUUUGUGUAACUCAAUAUCAAAUAAGAGUGCUGAUUUAAAGGCGAACGGUUCUUUCGGAGUUGAAGUAACACCCGAAAAUGCUAGUCUACACUUUACCAACAAUGUAGACUUAGAUACAGAAAACUUUAACAACUCUGAAAAUGUAGUCAACCAAUUUAACCACACUGCAGAUUUUGAGAACAAAACAACCAAAAACGUAUUAGAUUCUGUUGAAGACCGAAAGCAAUCUAAUGAAAAUAGUAACUUUACAUCAGAUCUGGGCAAAAAAGAAACAAAAAAACCACCAUCAGAUGAACUUUUAAACUUAAUACGAAAUAUUCAACGCAUAAACGAAACAGUGUACAACGUUGAUAAUAAAAACAAAUCUUCUUUACUGAUUAAAGAAACAGAAGAUGGUAAGUAUACAGAUCCUUUUGAAAAUAACCUAAAAUAUUUGGAUAGAGUUAACAACACUAUUCAAAAGGCAGUACAAACUAAAAGUCAAGAUUUUAACAAUGGCAAUUCUACAAUUACUACUAAUUUGUCUUUGUCUGAACAAAUGCAUUUAAUUUCUUUGAAUUCUCAAAAAAAUAUUACAGAUAACACUUUUAAAAUUUUCUCUUCGGAUGUAAACGCAAACAUUGGUUCUGAAAGUUCAAGUUCACCAGAAACUAUAUUGGAUUUUUUUAACGCGACCGACAAAGUAAAUGUGAUACCUGAUUUAGGUGACACAGCUUUAGUGCCUGAGAGUGAUAAAAAAUGCGAAGGGGACUACAUUUUAUUUCGAAAAGGAGAUUUUGAGUAUAAAAUUCCCGCAUUUAAGUGCAGUCGAAAUAAAUCUCAAAGUUUAGAUGUUGCUUUUUGGAAUAAAACAGAGAAAGUUAUCAAAGAAAUGAAUGAAAAGAACAAAUGCAUGCCUGUUUAUAAAUCGUUUGUGUUUGGAAACUCCGACUAUAAACUUCAAGUUGGAUGCACAGAGAACCCAUUUAUUUCUGAAAAAAAUAAGUAUUCUAAGGGUAACCUAGAUGCGUCUGAAACCAAUAUUAAAACAAUGAGUAAAAAUUCAAAGGUAUUAUAUAGAGUUCAAGACUCAAAAAAACAUGACAAGACACAACAUACGAGUUCAGUUAAUACAACACAACACGAGAACUCAGCGACGACGAAUGAGAAUGAUCUCUUAAAUGAUGAAACCAAUGAUGAAAUUUUAAAACAAGCCGGGCAAUUAUUUGAGUUAAAAAAAAAAAAUUUUACAAGUCGACAUUUUUCUAAUAAAAGAGGUUCUGAAAACUUUUUAAUUAAAUCGGGCGUCCAUCCAGACUAUUUAAAAACAUCUUUAAACAGCACAAGUACCUUUAAGUUUAAGGACACGUCUAUCACAAAAAAUAUUUAUGUAAACGGAGCAAAAGUAAUAACGAUGAAAAAGGAAAAAGAUACCUUGUCAAUUGUAUAUCCGCCUAAAAACGAUACUAAUAACAGCGGCUAUAUGGUCCUUAAUGAAAAUAACACAACAUUUAAAAUACCACUGUACGGAAACAAAGAUGGUAGUUUCUCAAAUAACUUUAAUAAAUCCAAAGUAAACUCUGAGCCCGACUUUCUGACAAUUAUUCAAAAUAAAAAUAAAGCAGAGCUUCAAAAAUCUUCUUACAAAAUGGAAGCACCAGACUCUAGAGGUUUAAAGUUGCACGAAAUCCAUUCAACACUUGAUUCAACACUUGAUUUACCUACAGAUGAAGAUAAUUUUAAAGAAAGUUUUGCAUCUUCAAUGUUGCCAAAAGAUCGCAAUAACUAUAGAUAUCAUUUUAAAAACCACGAUGGAAGAAGAUUUGAAAACGCCCAUUUGAAACUGUAUGAUGAAUCUGAUGGAAAAAAACCAUAUUUUAUAACAAAACCGAUUCAAACUCCAGUCGUUGAACAAUAUGAAAAUUUUCCUCAUAUUUAUCAUGAAGCAGUAAACCAUCCAAUGAAACUUGGUUUAUCACCAAGUCCAUAUAAAAUUCAACAAUAUAUCUCUAUUAAACCUAAGCCAAUUUCAGAUAAUCAUCUCCAGGAUUCAGGUGAUCAUCUCCAGGAUUCAAGUGAUCAUCUCCAGGAUUCAGGUGAUCAUCUCCAGGAUUCAGGUGAUAUCCGUUAUUUAACUUUAUUGCGUUAUCAUAAAAAGCUUCGUGAAAUACAAAAACCUCAGGAAAGUUUAUUUAACACAAAUCCAACUCAACUAAAUUAUAACAAACCGAACUUACAAACUGAAUACGCUGGUAAACAACCGACUCAAACGUUUUCAAAUGAUCCUUACAUUCAUGCUUUUAACCCGUUAAAAAAUAUGGUUCAUCCGGCCUCUGAAAUUAUUAAUAAUGCAAUACCUUAUCAACAAGAUGAAGAGCAAAUAAAUCAAGCCGACAAUUUACCUGCUUCUUCUCAUAACCUGGGUAAUUAUUUUGAAAAGCCAACUAGUUUGAUUACCUAUAACAACAAUCAAAGAGUUGUUCCAAACCAUGACGUUUUUUCAGGGAAUUAUAUAAAAAAUUCUUACUUAAACGAAGGGCAUACACAGCCCACUAAUUUGAAUUUAUAUCAUCAGCAUCAAGAAUUUGUAAACUUGAAUUCUUUACAAAAAGAUUUUUCUCCUGAAUAUUACGCAAAAGAUGACGAAAAUCAGAUGAAAGUUAUAAAAAGUUUGCAGCGAGCUGCAGAUGAAUCCAUAAAUCUAGCAUAUAUGAAUCUUCAAAAAAAAUUAAUUAAUAAAUACUCGAAUGGAUCAGAUCGGCUUGAUUCGUUUGAUGAAAAACAACUUGAAACACUUGGGUAUAAUCCAAAUGAUCUGAGCGAUAUUAAUAAGCAAGUCCUGGGUAAAAAAAGAAUGAUGGAUAAUCAAGCCCUUGCGACAAAAAGAAUAAUAAUCAAUCCUAUUAAAACAAAAUUACUUGAAACGCAUUCGAAAAACAAACAAACUGAAAACAAGUUUAAAGUAAAAUUAAAUUGAUAGUAGAACCUGAUUACUAAGUUUUGUACUUGUUCGGUUAAAAAUAAAUAGUUUAUUUUA